Messenger RNA from Balaenoptera ricei (Rice's whale), 2180 nucleotides. RefSeq names its product neuregulin 3 (gene NRG3). Bases 1 to 2178 code for a protein of 725 amino acids. Gene Ontology annotation, biological process: nervous system development; animal organ development; intracellular signal transduction. The transcript is spliced from 10 exons. The record is from RefSeq and is a predicted model, not a curated record. NCBI's taxonomy places the organism in Eukaryota, Metazoa, Chordata, Mammalia, Artiodactyla, Balaenopteridae. Gene Ontology annotation, molecular function: chemorepellent activity.
AUGAGUGAAGGGGCGGCCGCUGCCUCGCCACCUGGAGCCGCUUCGGCAGCCGCCGCCUCGGCCGAGGAGGGCACCGCAGCGGCUGUGGCUGCGGCGGCGGCGGCGGCGGCGGCGGCGGGCGGGGGCCCGGACGGCGGCGGCGAAGGGGCGGCCGAGCCCCCCCGGGAGUUACGCUGUAGCGACUGCAUCGUGUGGAACCGGCAGCAGACGUGGCUGUGCGUGGUGCCUCUGUUCAUCGGCUUCAUCGGCCUGGGGCUCAGCCUCAUGCUGCUCAAAUGGAUCGUGGUGGGCUCCGUCAAGGAAUACGUGCCCACCGACCUGGUGGACUCCAAGGGGAUGGGCCAGGACCCCUUCUUCCUCUCCAAGCCCAGCUCCUUUCCCAAGGCCAUGGAGACCACCACCACGACCACUUCCACCACGUCCCCAGCCACCUCCGCCGGCGGCGCCGCCUCUUCCAGGACGCCCAACCGGAUUAGCACCCGGCUGACCACCAUCACGCGGGCGCCCACUCGCUUCCCCGGGCACCGGGUGCCCAUCCGGGCCAGCCCGCGCUCCACUACGGCACGGAACACUGCGGCCCCCCCGACGGUCUUGUCCACGACAGCCCCUUUCUUCGGUAGCAGCACUCCGGGCUCCCGCCCCCCGGUGCCAGGAACCCCCAGUACCCCGGCCAUGCCCUCCUGGCCCACUGCGGCAUACGCUACCUCCUCCUACCUUCAUGAUUCUACUCCCUCCUGGACCCUGUCUCCCUUUCAGGAUGCUGCCUCCUCCUCGUCCUCCUCCUCGUCUUCCUCCUCUACCACCACCACGCCAGAAACUAGCACCAGCCCCAAAUUUCAUACGACGACAUAUUCCACUGAGCGAUCUGAGCACUUCAAACCCUGCCGAGACAAGGACCUUGCCUACUGUCUCAAUGAUGGCGAGUGCUUUGUGAUCGAAACCUUGACCGGAUCCCAUAAACACUGUCGGUGCAAAGAAGGCUACCAAGGAGUCCGCUGUGAUCAAUUUCUGCCGAAAACUGAUUCCAUCUUAUCGGAUCCAACAGACCACUUGGGGAUUGAAUUCAUGGAGAGUGAAGAAGUUUAUCAGAGGCAAGUGCUGUCAAUUUCAUGUAUCAUCUUUGGAAUUGUCAUCGUGGGCAUGUUCUGUGCAGCAUUCUACUUCAAAAGCAAGAAACAAGCUAAACAAGUUCAAGAGCAACUGAAAGAGCCACAUAACGGUAAAAACUACAGUCUCAAAGCAUCCAGCACAAUGGCAAAGUCGGAGAACUUGGUGAAGAAUCAUGUCCAGCUGCAAAACUAUUCAAAGGCGGAAAGGCAUCCCGUGACUGCAUUGGAGAAAAUGAUGGAGUCAAGUUUUGCCGGCCCCCAGUCAUUCCCAGAGGUCCCUUCUCCCAACAGAGGAAGCCAAUCUGUCAAACACCACAGGACUCUCUCCUCUUGCUGCAGCCCAGGGCAAAGGAGUGGUAUGCUCCAUAGGAAUGCCUUCAGAAGGACACCCCCCUCACCCCGAAGUAGGUUGGGCGGAAUCGUGGGACCAGCAUAUCAGCAACUCGAGGAAUCAAGGAUCCCAGAUCAGGAUACGAUACCUUGCCAAGGGAUAGAGGUCAGGAAGACUAUAUCCCACCUGCCUAUACAGCUGUGGUGUGUUGAAAGAUCCCUGGACUUAAAGUAUUCAUCCAGUGGUUUAACAACCCAACAAAAUGCAUCAAUAAAUAUGCAACUGCCUUCAAGAGAGACAAACUCCUAUUUUAAUAGCUUGGAUCAAACGGACCUGAUGGGAUAUUCAUCCCCAAGGGCCAGUUCCGUGCCCAUCAUCCCCUCAGUGGGUCUAGAGGAAACCUGCAUGCAAAUGCCAGGGAUUUCUGAAGUCAAAAGCAUCAAAUGGUGCAAAAACUCCUACUCUGCUGAUAUUGUCAAUGUGAGUAUUCCAGUCAGCGAUUGUCUUAUAGCAGAACAACAAGAAGUGAAAAUAUUGCUAGAAACUGUCCAGGAGCAGAUCCGAAUUCUGACUGGUGCCAGGCGGUCAGAAGACUAUGAACUGGCCAGCGUAGAAACCGAGGACAGUGCGAGUGAAAACACAGCCUUUCUCCCCCUGAGUUCCACAGCCAAAUCAGAACGAGAGGCCCAAUUUGUCUUAAGAAAUGAAAUACAAAGAGACCCUGCAUUGACCAAGUGACC